AUGCCCGCGGAGAAGGAGUUAUCAUACGAGGACUUCAAAAGACAAACUAAGGUGCCUUACGUGAUUUACGCGGACUUUGAGUCAAUAAUCACAAAGGAGAACCAAGAGAAUGGAGCAACUAAGCGACUGGGAUUGCAUGAGAUUUGCUCCUACGGUUACAUAGUCGUCAGACACGACGGCAAAGCAGACGCACCAGUCAUCUAUCGUGGCAAGAACGCAGCAAACAAGUUCUUAGAAGCCUUACAGGAUGAGGAGGAAAAAGGAGAGAAGCCCGGUAAACCAUCAACACACUGCAUUCACUGUCAUAAAAGAUUAGUAGAGGAUUUCUACAUGGACAAGGUGUUAGACUACUGCUCCGUAACAGGCGCCUACGUUGGAGCCGCCCACUGGAGAUGUAGGACGCACGUAGACCCAGAGAUGGAGAUCCCCGUAUUCUUCCACAACCUCCGCGGCUACGAUUCUCACCUCCUCCUUCAGGGCACGGACGGUUCCGACGUCAAAUGCAUACCAAACAACAAAGAAAGGUACAUGUCCGUAACUGUAGGCAAGCUAAAGUUCUUAGAUUCACAGCAGUUUAUGGCGGACUCCUUAGUGAACCGUGUUAAAUAUAAUACUGAUUUUCCAAUAUCAUCGCAAUACGGCGCAGAACGCAAGGGCGUGUACCCAUACGAGUACAUGGAUUCCUGGGAACGCUUUGAGGAGCCACUACCAUCAAAAGAGAGAGUCUACAGCACCUUAACAGAGUCCGGUAUAAAGGACGAAGAGUACCAGCAUGCGUUAGACGUGUGGCAGAAGUACGGAUGCCGUACGAGGGGCAACUACCACGUCAUCUACCUACGCUCCGACGUCGUCCUACUAGCGGACGUCUUUCAAAGCUUUCGAAAGAUGGCCAUGGAGUACUACGACCUGGAUCCCGCGAACUUUUACACCGCACCCGGGCUUAGUUGGAGCGCGCUGUUAAAGAAGACAAACGAGCAACUGCAUCUCCUGACCGAGUACGACAUGUACCGCUUCAUGGAAGACGGUAUCCGAGGCGGCGUUUGCGGACCCAGCAGACGAUUCGCGAGGGCAAACAAUCCUGCAGUGGAGUACGACCCGGAGAAACCAACCACCUACAUCUUCUACUUAGACGCAAACAACCUCUACGGCGUAGACAAAGAAUCAGAUAAGGGUUACGUGCUGGAGGUGGAUUUGGAGUACCCAGAGCACCUGCACGACGCACACGACGAGUUUCCCCUAGCCCCAGAAGCAAUAGAGAUACCCUCUGCGCAGCUAAGCCCACUGCAGCAGCAGAUGUGUCCCAAUUACAAGCCCUACAGGAAGCUAACGAUGAACCUGAUGGACAAGCGUAAGUACGUUGUCCAUUACCGCAACCUACAGUUUUACGUGCGCCACGGCAUGCGCGUAAAGAAGAUCCACCGCGUGCUAAAGUUCACGCAAAAGCCCUGGAUGCAGCCCUACAUAGCCUCUAACACCCAGAAGCGCACCGCCGCCAAGAAUGACUUUGAAAACUACGGACAUCACAUACACAGCGUUACGCAAGAGAAGGUGUCCCUGUCCGCAUUUGAUGGUAAGAGGUGGAUGUGUGAUGAUGGCAUCCAUACUAUGGCAUUCGGACAUCACACGAUAAGCAGUUCUUCUUUGACCAACCCACGCGUGGGACCAUCAUGA
This is a messenger RNA of Actinia tenebrosa (Australian red waratah sea anemone), 1671 nucleotides long. RefSeq lists its product as uncharacterized. Lineage: Eukaryota; Metazoa; Cnidaria; Anthozoa; Actiniaria; Actiniidae. The record is from RefSeq and is a predicted model, not a curated record.